AUGCAUGUCAUGGAGCGAUUGCGCGUCCCAUGGUGUGCAUUCAAGGUGGGACCCUUCAAUUGGUACUGUAUGAUAGACCGCCCGGACCCCAAAGCGCAAGGUGGGCACCCGGAGGAGACUUUGCCUGAUGAACACCAGGCCUCCACGUGGUGGGAUUGGCUCACCUGGCUGGCCGGUUUUCUGGGUGUGGUGCUCCUCCUGGGAUUGCUCAGCCUCUGGGUCCAGCGUGAGGUCCUUCAAGUGACACACAUCGAGCAGGUGCUGGGCGGCCUUGCCUCCAUUGUGGCGUUGGGCCGGUCGGUGGCCCACCUCUUCAGGCACCGCCGCAGCAGUGCCGGGCUGCGCCGUUUCACGCCUCGCAUCCUAUGGGUGAUUCCCAUCUACACCAUCGACUCAUGGACGUGCUUACUGGCAGAGGGCUACCCGGGCUUCUGGGUGAUGCUGGUGCAUUGCCUCCGCGAGGUGUCCGAGGCCGUCGCGGUGACGACCUUCAUGCAAUUGGUGUUGUCCUUCCUGGGCGGGCCGAUGAAACUGGCCAACACCUUCCUGGAGGAGAAGCAGCCGCCGGUGGAGCAGCUCUGCUUCUUUAAGUGGUUCCUGCCGCCGUACCGGCCGGGCCCGAACUUCGUGUCCAAGGUGGUGGUUGGCAUUCUGCAGUACGCAGUGGUCACGCCGCUGCUGUUCCUGAUGACCGCCUUGUUGCGGGGCUCCUUGCAGGACCCGGAUCUGGCGCGGUUCCACCGGGGCCUGCUGCGGCUGAAGGCAGUGCCGCCCAUGAUCAAAGGCGUGUCCUGCCUCUGCGCCAUGUACCACUUGGUGCUUCUGCGGCGCGAGACGCGGCAGUACUUGGACAAGCUGAAGCCCGCCCUGAAGUUUGUGGCCAUCAACUGCAUCGUGUUCCUCACCUUCUGGCAGGGCUUCGUGGUGGACGCGGUGGGCAGCUUUGUGUGCUACCCCACGGGACAGGCGAAGCAUGACGAAACGGCGCAGUUGAGCCGCCAGCAGUUCCUCGCCAGCAUGAAGAGCUUGCUGCUGUGCGUGGAGAUGCCCAUUUUCGCGGAGCUCCAUGGCUGCGCCUAUCCUUCUGAGCACGAGCUCCAGGAGUCGUCGGAGGGCCAGAUGAAGGCACGAAGGAGCCGCAGCGGGCAUUGGGAGGUGCCGAACGAGGAGAACUCCGACACACCGAUCCUGCUCCGUGCCAAGGACGGGGAUGCGCCUGCAGUGUCGCGCCUUCUCUCGCGGGAGGACUCGCAAGGCUCCCUGGAGGGCGUCCAGCCCCAAGACCUGGUGGAUUUGUGGGCGGAGGUGCGGGCGCUGGCCGAUCGGGCUCACCGGGAGCGAGGCUCCACCGAGGCAUGA
This is a messenger RNA of Effrenium voratum, 1359 nucleotides long. The record is from the annotation of a GenBank genome assembly. Lineage: Eukaryota; Dinophyceae; Suessiales; Symbiodiniaceae.